Messenger RNA from Dujonia railenensis, 3534 nucleotides. NCBI's taxonomy places the organism in Eukaryota, Fungi, Ascomycota, Pichiomycetes, Serinales, Debaryomycetaceae. The record is from the annotation of a GenBank genome assembly.
AUGCCGCCUCGUAUUAGAAGGAGGAUUACGGAAGCCAAGAGGGAAGAGAUAGAGCAGGAAGAGAAGGCACUUUCAAGGGCUAUUGUGCGUCCCUUCGAGACGAUUUCAAACAUGCCAGUCUCAUUCAGCGCUCCUCCCACUGGACACUUUGAAGAAGUGUUCAAGAACCCAUUGACAAUUAAAGAUAGCGGUGUAUUUUACAGAUCUUUGAUGAAAUCUCGUGAAAACUACUUGCAGGUGGCCCCGAUGUUUAAGUUAUGGUGGAUGAAGCUAUCAGCACACGCAAGAAAGCUUCAAAUGCAACAGAACAAUCAUGUAGAGGGAUCAAACACUGUCACUCUUUCUACCAGCUCCGGUGACUUCGAAAGGGUACCUGUAUUGGGUACUGAUGUAAGUGCCAGAGAUGUGAUGGUGAAGCUAUGCGACGCAACUAUGAAUAUCGGACCUCAUACUUUCGAAAUACGCUUGUUUAUUGCUAAGGACGAGAGGUCAGACAAAGAGAAAGAGAAAGAGAGAGAGUUAGCCAAGGCUAAAGAAAAGGAGGAAAAGGCCAAGGAAAAGGAAGAAAGGGAAAGAAAAGCGAAGGAAGCAAGAGAAGCUAAAGCCAGAGAAAGAGAGAGAGAAAGAGAAAGAAUACAAGAGCAGAAGUUGAGGAAACAACAACUUCAAACUCAAGUGCCUGUGAAUGGAGCGAUCCCACUUGGAGCACCUACUAGCAAAGUAAAUAAGAAGUUAGGUGCUCCCAUUUCCGGUAUUAGAUCUCCAACAGUGAUACCUGGUGCGCCUGGUGCUCCUGGAGCUCUUGGUGCUCCUGCUUCCCCUGGAUUUGGUACUGCUUUGCCAAGAAUGGCCACAGGCACAGCUCUGCCAGCUCCAGCUCCAGCUCCAGCUCAGGCAGCUCCUAUUCACCACCCUGCACCAGUCACAUCUACAAUCCCUGCACCAAAUCAGAUUCCAUCCACCAAUCCAGCACCUGUUGCGUCUUCUUUAUCAUCUCAGUCACAAGGAACAUCGUUUGUUUCGCCUUCUCCUGCUGCCACUGCCAGUCCAGGUGCCAAUCAUAUAGCUCCACCAACAUUGCCCACAGCACAGACUAGUGAUCCUCAAACCAAUUCUACUGCUGCUCCCCCAACCACAAGUAAAGGUGCGAUAGAUUUGCGCAAGGAAGGAAGUGCUGUACCUAGUGGCAGUGAUAGUACUAAGGAGUCCACCGCUGUGGUAAGUAAUCCACCAAAGCAAACGUCUGACGGAACUAAAGAAAGUACUAAUGACAUCUCAACUGCAAAAGUCGAUGGAAAGCCACCAAGUAUAGAUAAUAAGGUCUCACUGACAAUUAAUGUUGCUGAAGUAAAACCAAAUUCUACAAAGCCUUUGCCAGAAUCAGGGACUCAAUUUCCAUCACCUAACCAGCACAUAAACGAGUCUGUCACAACAGCUAGUCCUGUCUCAGCUGCUCCUGUUUCUACUACCAAUACUGCUAAUACUGCUCCAGGAGGCGCUGCAGGCACCGCUCCUGGAAUAUCUGGACCAGAAGUUGCACCCGUUAGUAACUCUGUAAGCACUUCUGUUCAAGGCAGCUCACCAAACAAUUUUUCUAAUCCAGCUCCAACAAUUCUGGGUCCUCCUGGUGCUACUGGUGCAACUGGUCCUCCUGGUCCUCCUGGUCCUACUGGUCCUGUUGGUACUGCUGGUCCUGCUGAUCCUGCUGGUCCUCCUGGUCCUCCUGGUCCUCCUGGUCCUACUGGUCCUACUGGUCCUACUGGUGCUACUGUUCCUCCUGGUCCUAGUUCUUCGCUUAACAAUGGCGUUCCUGGUCCAGGUCAGGCACCUGCAGCUGGAAAUCUAGCUACAGCACAUCCCCCUCCACCUCCUCCUAGGAAUGACCCCAAUAACAUGCAAUCAGUGGAAAAUACAAUUAUGAUUGCAAAUUUAAAUGCUAUUGCUCGAGUAGAUCAUUCUCUUAAUACCUUAAUGAAAAUAGUUGCCCUGGGAGGCGCUACUCCACAGCAAAUCAUGCGUUUUCAAGGAUAUAUACAAAGAGCAAGAGAAAUGGGACCACAGCCACAUCACGUUCACUUGCUUAAUCGCCCACCAAUGCAACAGGCUAAGCAGGCUACACCAAAAAAAUCUGUAGUCCCUAAACCUCCACCUGUGAAGAAGCCACCUAAAGAAAAGAAAGUUGCUGUCAAGAAAGCGCCAGCUCCUUCCAAAGAGAUGAAGUUAACUGCAUUCCAAGAAAGAUAUCUCACUGAUGCCACCAUUUUAUUCGAAUUUGUCGAAAAUCCAAAUGUUAGAUUUUCUCUUCCAAGAGAAGUAAUUUGUGAAAUAAUAAGUGAAAUAAAGCCUCCAGUUAACGAGGAGGAUGAGCAACCAACUGACGUUCUUCUGAGUUAUUUAUGGAUUCAUAAUCUGGCUGAGUAUGAAGAAUACGAAGGUAAAUUGGCUCAUUAUGAAAAACUAGUCAAGGAAAGGGAGGAAGCUGAGGCUAAAAAACUAAGAGAGGAGGAAGAAGCAAAGAAAAAGGCUCAAGAAGAGGAGCAAGCGAAGAAACAAGCAGAGGAAGAGGAAGCUGCGAAAUCACAAGGUGCAGAAGAAGGUGAAGUGAAAAAGACGGCAGCUCAAGAGGUAAAACUAGAAGAGCCAAAACGAAACUUAAGACUUAGUAGAAGCGCUAGAAGGCGUCCUGCACCACCACCUCCUCCUCCAAAAAAGGCAGCCAAGCCUAAAAAAGAAAAGGAAUUGAUUCCACCCACCGAGCCAGAAGUGAAGUUCACCGCAUUAAGUUAUACUAUUCGUGGCAUUCCUGCUCGAUUUGUUCCAAUUGUUACCAAUAGCGCCAAAAAUUUGGAGCAAGUGCAAAAGAGGAUGUCAAGAAUCAUAGAGAAUGGUACUCGUAUGCCAAACUAUUACUUAUGGUAUCAAGUUGAUGGAAAAUUAGACGAAAACUUAGCCGAGGAACUUAGAGUUGAAUUGAACCAGGAGGAAAAGAAGAUGCCUGGGGUUGCUUAUACCUCUAGUACAGCCAUCAAUGAAGCUAAUGAGAAAAAGAGGAAGAUGAAGGAGGAAAAAGAAGAAAAGUUGAGGCUCAAGAAAUUGAAAAAGCUAGAAGCUUUGAAAGAGAAGAGCAAGUCUGGAUCUCCGGCUCCUCCUUCUGGUCAACAAUCGUCUGGAAAUGAUGUUGGCACUGCCGGUACACAUCCAGCAGCUGCCAAGCCGGCUGAAUCUGAAAUGAAAGUGGAGCCUAGUCAAACAUCUAAUCACGAAGGUAAUGGUUCCCAAACACCUGUCACGGAAAGCGAUCCGGCUAAUCCAGCUAGCCUGGAUAUCGCCACAACUGAACCACUGACACGGUCAGAAGAACAGCUGACUCAGCCAAAAACGAACACUUCGUCUCCAAAGCGUUCUGCGGAGCCUGAAUCCAAUUCGUUAGCCAAUGGUGAACCUUCAGAAAAGAAAAUCAAGAUAGAAGAACCUGAACCUUCAUCUGAAGUAGAAUCUACUCCUGUCAAUAGCACUAUAACGCAAGGAUUGUAG